AUGGGCCACCAUGCUCGCCGUGACUCUCUCUGCGGCUCCCUACUAGCUCCUAGGCCCGACUACCACGACUCCGACCCCGACCUCGUCUGGCCCUUCGGCAAGCUCGAUGGCAUAGACCGUGACGAUAUCCGCGAGACUGCCUACGAGAUCUUCUUCACCGCCUGCCGUUCUUCCCCGGGUUUCGGGGGCCGAAACGCCCUCGUGUUUUAUUCCAACCACGAGAAUGGUAGCGGGGAAGGCGGUGGGUCUGGGGCGGGGCCGAAGCCAAGCGGGGUGGUCACCACCCCGAUCAGCCGGAUAAAGAGGGCUCUUGGGCUUAAGAUGCUCAAGCGCUCUCCGUCGAGGAGGAUGAGUAGUGGUGGACGUUCAAGCCCGUCGUCUCCGAACGGGGCUUCAACUAUGGAAAGGUCUCCUUCAACUAUGGAAAGGGGUUCAGGAAUGUCGUUCACAGCGCCGCCAUCGAGGCCGAGGCGGCCAAUGACCUCGGCGGAGAUCAUGAGGCAGCAGAUGAGAGUCACCGAGCAGAGCGACGGCCGCCUUAGGAAAACCCUGAUGAGAACCCUCGUAGGCCAAAUGGGUAGGAGAGCAGAGACGAUAAUCCUCCCACUGGAGCUUCUCCGCCACCUAAAACCCUCCGAAUUCAACGACUCCCACGAAUACCACCACUGGCAAAAGCGGCAGCUCAAAAUCCUCGAAGCCGGUCUCCUCCACUACCCCUCAAUCCCACUCGACAGGUCCAACACCUUCGCCAUGCGUCUUCGUGAAAUCAUCAGAUCAGUCGACACGAAACCCAUCGACACUGGCAAAAACUCCGAUACAAUGCGAACCCUAUGCAACUCAGUAGUCUCAUUAUCAUGGCGGAGCUCCAAUGGAACCCCAACCGACGUUUGCCACUGGGCCGAUGGCUUCCCCCUCAACAUCCACCUCUAUGUAUCUCUCCUUCAAUCUGUCUUCGAUAUCAGAGACGAGACUUUAGUCCUCGACGAGGUGGACGAGCUUCUCGAGCUGAUGAAGAAGACUUGGUCCACUUUGGGGAUCACUAGGCCGAUUCACAAUGUUUGUUUCACGUGGGUUUUGUUCCAGCAGUAUGUUUCGACGGCGCAGAUUGAGCCGGACUUGUUGUGUGCGGCGCACGCAAUGUUGGCGGAGGUGGCCAACAAUGCCAAGAGGCCUGACCGUGAGGCUAUAUAUGUUAAGAUCUUGUCGGCGGUGUUGAGCUCCAUGCAGGCGUGGGCGGAGAAGAAACUGCUUCGGUAUCAUGAGUAUUUUCAGAGAGGGACAGUUGGACAGAUUGAAAACCUUCUUCCUCUAGCCUUGUCAUCAUCCAAGAUUUUGGGUGAAGAUGUUUCCAUCACAGAUGGGGCAGGGGAUGGGAAAGGUGAUACUACGUUGGUGGAUAACUCCGGUGAUCGUGUUGAUUACUACAUUCGAUCUUCCAUGAAACAAGCUUUCGCAAAGAUCAUAGAAGCUGGGAAUGUCACCGAGGUGAAAGAGGAGGCAGUGACUGAAGCUUUACUUCAAUUGGCCAAAGACACAGAAUAUUUAGCCUGUAAAGAGAGGGAGAGCUUCAGUCCCAUACUAAAGAGAUGGCACACAACAGCGGCGGGGAUUGCAGCCGUGACGCUGCACAACUGUUAUGGAGCUGUGUUGAAGCAAUACUUGAAUGGAGUGUCCACACUUACAGCAGACACAGUUGAGAUACUGCAGAGGGCAGGAAAGCUAGAGAAGGUUCUGCUCCAAAUGGUGGUGGAGGACUCUGCUGAAUGCGAAGAUGGGGGGAAAGCGAUUGUGAGAGAGAUGGUUCCAUAUGAAGUUGAUAGCAUCAUAGUGAACCUUUUGAAAAGAUGGAUUUAUGAGAGAAUGAAGAGAGGGAAAGAGUGUGUCAACAGAGCAAAAGAGAGCGAGACAUGGAAUCCAAAGUCUAAAUCAGAGCCAUAUGCACAAUCAGCUGAGGAGCUAAUGAAAUUGGCAAAGGAAAUUGUGGACGAGUUCUUUGAAAUCCCAAUUGGAAUUACAGAAGAUUUAGUUCAAGAUCUUGCUGAUGGUAUGGAACAUCUCUUCAAGGAGUACACCGCAUUUGUUGCUUCUUGCGGUUCCAAACAGAGUUAUAUUCCUACACUUCCUCCUUUGACAAGAUGCAACCGAGACUCAAAGAUCCUCAAGCUGUGGAAAAAGGCUAGCCCUUGUAGUAUUGGAGCUGAUGAUUUCCACCCAAAUGGAACAAAUGAAGGUCACCAUCCUCGACCUUCAACAAGCCGAGGAACACAACGCCUAUAUAUUCGCCUCAACACCUUGCACUAUCUUCUCUCCCACCUUCAUUCUCUUGACAAAAACCUUUCUCUCUCCCCUCGAAUCAUUCCUUCAACACCACGCAGCCGCUAUGCCAACAACCGGAGGGCCAACAAUUCCUCAUACUUCGAAAUCACCCAUGCAUCAAUCCAAGCAGCAUGCCAACAUGUCUCAGAAGUAGCUGCUUAUCGCUUAAUCUUCCUCGACUCCAACUCUGUCUUCUAUGAAAGUCUUUAUGUUGGUGAUGUAGCCAAUGCAAGAAUUAGACCUGCAUUGCGAAUUCUCAAGCAGAAUCUUACUCUUCUGGGUGCAAUUCUCACUGAUAGAGCACAGGCAUUGGCAAUAAGAGAAGUAAUGAGGACAUCUUUUGAGGCAUUCCUUAUGGUUUUGGUUGCUGGGGGAAGCUCCCGGGUGUUUUAUCGGAGUGAUCAUGAGAUGAUCGAGGAGGAUUUUGAUAGCCUAAAACGUGUAUUUUGCUCUCAUGGAGAAGGAUUAAUAGCCAAGGAUGUGGUGGAACAUGAGGCGGAGACAGCGGAAGGGGUGAUUGAUUUGAUGGGCCAGUGCACUGAACAACUUAUGGAAGAUUUCAGCAUUGUGACUUGUGAAACAAGUGGGAUAGGAGUUGUUGGUUCGGGGCAAAGGCUGCCGAUGCCUCCAACAACAGGAAGGUGGAAUAGAUCAGAUCCAAAUACUAUAUUGAGGGUCUUGUGCCACAGGAAUGACAAAGCAGCAAACCAAUUCUUAAAGAGAACAUUCCAGUUAGCAAAGAGAAGAUGAUUGACAUGAUGUAAAUGAUUUUUCCGUGUACAUUCAAAACCAGUGUAUUCUAGCUGUGGUGCAUUAUAGUACUAACUUCCGGCAUUGUAAUUACAAAAGAGAAAUUGAGGGAAGCGUGAGGGCAUGUUGAUGUAUGAAAUUUCACUGCAGCAUUAUGCUAAACCAAGAUGUAGCCGGGAAUGGAGAUAGAGAUGAUUGUACGAGUUUGUUGCCUUUGUUGUAGGCACUGUUGAACCUCAUGCAGAGUUGGGACAAAAGUUGUAUUCUAUCAUAGUGGUGAGCGCAAAUGGAAUUUGUGAAGUUCAAUUUUCCUUUAUUAAGAGAAAAA
Messenger RNA from Rosa chinensis, 3394 nucleotides. RefSeq names its product protein unc-13 homolog. The transcript has 5 exons. The coding region runs from base 1 to 3066 and encodes 1021 amino acids. The record is from RefSeq and is a predicted model, not a curated record. Lineage: Eukaryota; Viridiplantae; Streptophyta; Magnoliopsida; Rosales; Rosaceae.